Molecule: messenger RNA, 2205 nt
Organism: Microthlaspi erraticum
Lineage: Eukaryota; Viridiplantae; Streptophyta; Magnoliopsida; Brassicales; Brassicaceae
Source: the annotation of a GenBank genome assembly
AUGAGGAGCGUAGUGCUUGUUGCUUUGGCCGCUGCAAUAGGGAAUAUGUUGCAGGGCUGGGACAAUGCCACCAUUGCAGGAGCUGUGAUUUACAUAAAGAAAGAAUUCCAUUUGGAGAAAGAACCAAAGAUAGAAGGAUUAAUCGUAGCAAUGUCUCUCAUCGGAGCCACUAUGAUCACAACAUUCUCUGGUCCUGUCUCUGACAAAGUCGGAAGGCGUGUGAUGCUUAUACUCUCCUCUCUUCUCUACUUUAUGAGCAGUAUCAUCAUGUUUUGGUCUCCCAAUGUCUACGUCCUCCUUUUCGCAAGGCUGCUCGAUGGCUUUGGGAUCGGUCUAGCUGUCACUCUCGUCCCAAUCUACAUCUCUGAGACCGCACCUUCCGAAAUCAGAGGACUGCUCAACACUUUCCCUCAGUUCUGUGGAUCCGGUGGGAUGUUUCUAUCGUACUGUCUUGUCUUUGGUAUGUCGCUUGAAGAAUCUCCCAGCUGGAGGCUCAUGCUCGGAGUUUUGUCAAUCCCUUCCAUUCUCUACUUUGUUCUUGUGGCUUUCUUCUUGCCUGAAUCUCCGAGGUGGCUUGUCAGCAAAGGCCGGAUGGAUGAAGCUAGACAGGUUCUUCAGAGACUCCGUGGCAGAGAAGACGUUUCAGGCGAGCUUGCUCUGCUGGUUGAAGGGCUUGGGGUGGGAAAGGACACGUCGAUAGAGGAAUAUGUGAUUGGACCGGACAACGAGGAAAACGAAAGCGGACAUGAACUGCCAAGGAAAGAUCAGAUAAAGCUAUACGGGCCAGAGGAUGGACAGUCAUGGAUGGCUAAGCCGGUGAAAGGGCAGAGUUCUCUGGCGUUGGCGUCACGGCAAGGCAGCAUGUUACCGCGUGGCGGAUCCAUGGUGGACCCGCUUGUCACUCUCUUUGGCAGCGUUCAUGAGAAACUCCCUACUGAGAACAUGAACGCGUCAUCAAGAAGCAUGAUCUUCCCCAACAUGGGAAGUAUACUUGGAAUGAUGGGAAGGCAGGAGUCUCAGUCUCAGUGGGAUCCAGAGAGGAACAACAACGACGACGACAGCUCUGACCAAGAUGAAAGCUUGAACAGUCCUCUGCUCUCUCCGCAGACUGAGCCGGACGACAGCUACCAGCGUCCUGCUGGGACCAUGCAAAGGCGACAGAGCAGCUUGUUUAUGGCAAACGUGGGUGAGACGGCAACAGCUACGAGCAUAGGCGGUGGAUGGCAGUUGGCGUGGAAGUAUAAUGAUAAAGUUGGUGCAGAUGGUAAGAGAGUCAAUGGAGGGCUACAGAGAAUGUAUAUUCACGAGGAAACGGCCAACAACAACACCAACAACAUUCCUUUCUCGAGGCGUGGAUCGCUUCUCUCCUUCCACACAGAAGCUGGUUGUCCUGAUCAUGAGAAUGGAUACAUUCAGGCUGCUGCACUUGUGAGCCAAGCUUCGAUGAUGCCUGGAGUUAAAGGCGAGACUGCAAUGUUGCCACGGGAGGUUAAAGAAGCUGCUGCUCCAGGCUGGAGGGAGCUGAUGGAACCAGGUGUGAAGAGAGCGUUGAUGGUUGGAGUUGGGCUUCAGAUACUUCAACAGUUUGCAGGAAUAAAUGGAGUGAUGUAUUAUACACCUCAAAUAUUGGAAGAAACAGGUGUGUCGAGUCUUUUGACAAACCUUGGAAUAAGUGGAGAGUCUGCAUCGCUCCUCAUCAGCGCCUUGACCACACUCUUGAUGCUUCCCUGCAUUCUUGUUUCCAUGAGGGCUCUGAUGCUUUCCACAAUCCCCAUUCUAAUAGUGUCGCUGGUAACGCUGGUGAUAGGGAGCUUGGUGAAGCUUGGAGGCCAAGCAAACGCAUUGAUAUCGACAGUUAGCGUUGCCGUGUACCUAUGCAGUUUCGUGAUGGGUUUUGGAGCAAUCCCCAACAUCCUCUGCUCAGAGAUCUUCCCAACCUCUGUGCGUGGUCUCUGCAUCACCAUCUGUGCCCUCACUUUCUGGAUAUGUGACAUCAUCGUCACAUACACUCUCCCUGUGAUGCUGAAAUCGCUUGGUCUUGCGGGAGUCUUUGGCAUUUAUGCAUUUGUUUGUGCUGUCGCGUGGGUUUUCGUGUACCUCAAAGUACCGGAGACAAAAGGAAUGCCUCUUGAAGUUAUCUCCGAGUUCUUCUCUGUCGGUGCAAAACAGCAAGACGCUGCAGCUUCGUUUCUCGCUGAUGACUGA